Molecule: messenger RNA, 1125 nt
Organism: Saccharomyces cerevisiae S288C
Lineage: Eukaryota; Fungi; Ascomycota; Saccharomycetes; Saccharomycetales; Saccharomycetaceae
Gene: ABZ2
Product: aminodeoxychorismate lyase ABZ2
Exons: 1
Coding region: 1-1125 (374 amino acids)
Biological process (GO): tetrahydrofolate biosynthetic process
Cellular component (GO): cytoplasm
Molecular function (GO): 4-amino-4-deoxychorismate lyase activity; catalytic activity
Source: RefSeq, marked reviewed
AUGUCACUAAUGGACAAUUGGAAGACUGAUAUGGAAAGUUACGAUGAAGGAGGCCUAGUUGCUAAUCCGAACUUCGAGGUUCUGGCCACUUUCAGGUACGACCCUGGUUUUGCACGCCAGUCAGCGUCAAAGAAAGAGAUCUUUGAAACUCCAGACCCUCGAUUAGGUUUGAGAGACGAAGAUAUUAGGCAGCAGAUAAUUAAUGAGGAUUACUCAAGUUAUUUACGAGUAAGGGAGGUUAAUUCCGGCGGUGACCUUCUCGAAAAUAUUCAGCAUCCUGAUGCUUGGAAGCAUGAUUGCAAGACCAUUGUGUGCCAGCGUGUAGAAGAUAUGCUACAAGUCAUUUAUGAACGAUUUUUUUUAUUAGAUGAACAAUACCAAAGAAUAAGAAUAGCAUUAUCAUACUUUAAAAUUGACUUCAGCACGUCUCUGAAUGAUUUAUUGAAGUUAUUGGUUGAAAACUUGAUUAAUUGUAAAGAAGGAAAUUCAGAGUAUCACGAAAAAAUUCAAAAAAUGAUCAACGAAAGGCAAUGCUAUAAAAUGCGGGUACUUGUCUCUAAGACAGGAGAUAUACGAAUUGAGGCAAUUCCAAUGCCUAUGGAGCCUAUCCUAAAAUUAACAACCGAUUAUGACAGUGUUUCCACAUACUUCAUCAAAACGAUGCUCAAUGGAUUUUUAAUUGAUAGCACAAUAAAUUGGGAUGUUGUUGUUUCAUCUGAACCAUUGAACGCAUCAGCUUUCACCAGUUUUAAAACCACUUCAAGAGAUCAUUACGCUAGGGCGAGAGUUCGCAUGCAAACUGCUAUAAAUAACUUAAGAGGUUCAGAACCUACUUCUUCUGUCUCGCAAUGCGAAAUUUUAUUUUCCAACAAAUCUGGCCUGCUGAUGGAAGGUUCAAUAACAAACGUGGCUGUAAUUCAAAAAGAUCCUAACGGUUCUAAAAAGUAUGUGACACCAAGAUUAGCAACUGGAUGUUUGUGCGGAACAAUGCGUCAUUAUUUAUUGCGGCUCGGCCUUAUUGAAGAGGGAGAUAUAGAUAUAGGAAGCCUUACCGUUGGCAACGAAGUUUUGCUUUUCAAUGGCGUCAUGGGAUGCAUAAAGGGAACAGUGAAGACAAAAUAUUGA